GUCAAACAAAAUCUAAAAAAGAAGGAGUUGAAAAUCAUAAUGGACGUCCAAAUAAUCAAUGUUGUUAUUCGUGAACCAUGUGCUUUGUGUACCACCACAAACAAAACAUGCUCUCAAAAUUGCGAAUUUGCACCUUAUUUCCCUGCUGAAAAAAAACUAGAGUAUAAAAAUGCACAUGAAUUAUUUGGUACCCCAAGUAUUAUGAAGAUGAUGCGAUUCGCACCCACAACAGAAGAAAAAUGCAUAUUGGCAUCAUCUAUACUCACGGAAGGUAAGGCUUGGAAAGAUUAUCCAGCGAAAGGUGGAUUUGAAACGAUCCGAAAACUAAAGUGGGAAAUUUUACAACGUAAACUCUAUCUCAAUAAACUAAAGGAGAAGAUGAAAGUUGUAGAAGAAGAAACCAAGAUUAUGUGA
Messenger RNA from Camelina sativa (false flax), 414 nucleotides. NCBI's taxonomy places the organism in Eukaryota, Viridiplantae, Streptophyta, Magnoliopsida, Brassicales, Brassicaceae. The record is from RefSeq and is a predicted model, not a curated record.